Xiphias gladius (swordfish) is the source of this 2911-nucleotide messenger RNA. RefSeq names its product family with sequence similarity 78 member Ab (gene fam78ab). The record is from RefSeq and is a predicted model, not a curated record. The transcript has 4 exons. Bases 620 to 1408 code for a protein of 262 amino acids. NCBI's taxonomy places the organism in Eukaryota, Metazoa, Chordata, Actinopteri, Istiophoriformes, Xiphiidae.
GGGUGUGAAGGAGAUAAAGGAAUUAGGCUACCUCUCUGACCGGAGAACUGUGAGAGCCGCCGUGCACUCUGAAUUUCCCCGGGAUUUGCCCCUGCUGAAGACACUGGAGACUUUCCAGUGAACUGUUUUCUAGCUGGAUAUAGCUCUUCAACCUUUAGAUGAGUCCGGCGAUUGGCCUAUAACGAAAUAAAGAAUCACACGAAGGACAGUGAGACGCCAAGAUGUAACACCAGUAGUUGUUGUUAAUUAUUUAGCUCACAAUUAACCCGGACCUUUUACGCGCACCUCGCCAAUGGAUGCAUGAUGCCGGGGGGUCGAGUCUUUCUGGGACAGAGCACAUUUAAGAGGCACUGACUGGUUUCGUGACUGCGUGAAACCAUCAACGCACGGAUAAAGGAAAGUUACUGCACCUGCGCUUGUUUGGCGUUUCGCACCGGAAAGCAUGCGCUGUACAAAUAUGAAGAUUUUCUAAGAACGUCUCCCUCUUCUUCUUCUUCUUCUCUGAAAGUAGUUUUUUGAUCAAAGAUGCAUGGCUCUUUCAUGAGACAGUGUGCUGUCAAUAAACACUUUUCGUUCUGACCUCUGGACGUUGUUGUGGAUUGUUUUGCUGCUUAAUGCAAUGGGCUGCAUUCAGAGUAUCAGGUGUAAGCCCAAGAGUUUCCGAGACAGUAUCAUCGUCCUGGAGGUGAACACUUGCAUCGAUUCCAACCCCACCAGCAUCGACGAGUCAAACAGCGUCGUCCUGCGCUACCGGACGCCGCACUUCCGAGCUCAUGCCCAGGUCCUGGUGCCGCCAGUUGCCGGCCAAGAGACGUGGACCAUCGGCUGGAUUCAAGCGUGCAAUCACAUGGAGUUCUACAAUACUUAUGGAAACAAAGGGAUGUCAAGUUGGGAGCUCCCCGACCUGCGUGACGGCAAGAUCCAAGCCAUCAGCGACUCAGAUGGUGUCAACUACCCGUGGUACGGCAACACCACGGAGACCUGUACUGUUGUAGGCCCCACCAAGAAGGACAGCAAAUUCACCGUUAGUAUGAAUGACAAUUUCUACCCAAGCGUGACCUGGGGUGUGCCGGUCAGUGACAGCAAUGUGCCUCAGCUUAGCAGCAUCCAGCGCGACCAGAGCUUUACGACCUGGCUGGUGGCCAUCAACCAGGCCACCUCAGAGACACUCGUCCUGCAGACACUCCGCUGGAGGAUGCGGCUUCACAUCAAAGUGGACCCAGAAAAGCCUCUGGGUUGCAGGGCUGUUCUGAACGAGCCUGUGGCCCAGGAACAGCCCCAGAUCCUGGGCAAGAAUGAGCCCAUCCCCCCUAACGCCAUGGUCAAGCCCAAUGCCAAUGACGCCCAGGUGCUAAUGUGGCGGCCAAAGAAUGGUGACCCUGUGGUUGUCAUCCCACCCAAAUACUGACCUGUUUCACUGACUAGGCUGGCCUUGGAUACUUUUACAGUAUCAUCUCUUAUUUGUUCUCUUUCUUUCGUUCCUGCUCUUCACGAGCUCUCACUGCUUUAACCCUUCUUUGACAUUAAUUUAACUUUUGUUUUUGCCUCUUUACUCUUCUCUCUAAUGUAUUAAAAUGACUGACGGAGAGAGAACAGGUAGAGACAAAUGAAACCAGCUCUGAAAAAAAGACCAGCUGUUCCUGUGAAGACGGGGGCUAGUUGAACAUACUUUUAAAACUGGAGUGAACAAACUGCAACCAUUCUACCUUCAAACUGGGUCGGGUCUCACUGUGCUAAAUGAAGUCAUUGCAAAAAUGAAAAACAGGGGUAUUUCUUUGUUUUUUAUUUUUUAUUUUAUAUUUUGGCUUGGUUUGAGCCAAGUGAUACAAGGUUUGAGACUGUGGGUGCAUUAGAGUAUUUACGUGACUAUGUCUGCGCACAUGCUACAUACAUGGAUAUGCACAAACGUCAUGUACAAAUACCAGUUGUGUUUUUAUUUAUUGGCUGGGAGAGAGUGCAUUUAAUUUUGUUUGUUAUUGCUGUCAUGUGCUUCACAUGGCAAAUUGCAUUGGGUGACAUACUAGAUUUUAGUACUUUUUUUAAAAACAUGCAAAACAUUCAGUCCAUGCUGCCUUAAGUUUACAUCGCUUUCCACUGCAAACUUUUUAGCCUUAAAUAAAGUGCAAUGCAGUAUUUUGCUCAUGUCCCAUCUCUUCCAGACUGUUGGUGUUGGCAUGUGUGGGUUUAGGACAGGAGGGACACCACAGAAGAAGAACCGGGUCUGAAAUUUGGGCUUUUAUGUUCAGUUGCAUUUACCUGAUAUAUGUAUUGUCUAACAAAUACGUCCAGCAUUAUGUGUAGAUGCAGUUAUACAGCCAGACUAAUUAGUUCUGUUUCAAGUGCAUUAUAUAAGAGAAGAGAUGCUCUGUGCAGUUGGACAUACAGAGAACAUCAUUGAAGCCAACCCUUGUCAUUAGCAAUCAGCACGUCAAACUAUACGUGCAAUAAAAGCUGAGUAAAAGGUACUCGGAAGCACUCCUCAAUUAUCCCCAUUUCAUUCACUUUAUUCUAUUUAGUUGCGACUGUAACAUUCAAAUUCAGAAAAGAAGUUUUCCUUUCUCUGUAUCACGCCAUCACUGGGCCCCUUUACACUUCCUUCCCUGCUCUUCUUCAUUCAUCCUGUCUUGCCUACUCUUUUUUGCCACAGUGAGUAAGUGUUUACAUAGCUCACAUUGAACAAUCAAUUCUUUAAAUUAAUAAGUCACAGACAGGGGAAAUAACUUUCAAUAACUGGAGUAGAAAAACAGCGGAAUAGCUGCUGUGCGCAGUCCACUUCUUGCCAUCUUUUUUGUCAUCCACUCAUCUGACAAUCAUACACAUUGUAUUUAUUAUCAUUGCCUUCCUUUAAAUCAGCGACAUCCCCUUUCUUUCUAUAAUAUUAAAAUCAAAACAUGUCUGUGUCUCAUGUGAA